AUGUCGCCCAAACCGGUGAUAUUCAUCCUCCACGGAGCCUGGCACGGACCGGCGCACUUCGAGCCGGUCAAGUCCAGAUUCGAAGCGCUCGGAUUCACCAUGCUCUGUCCCCAACAACCCUCCACUGGAGCAGUGCCUCCAACCAGAACCUUGUACGAUGACGCAGCUCACGUCCGUGCGGAGUUGGAGCAAUUGGUCGAGCAAGGCAAAGAGGUCUUGUUGGUGAUGCAUUCGUACGGCGGUAUGGUAGGGACACAAGCGGCCGCCGGGCUGGGCAAGGCUGAGAGGAUGAAAGGAGCGCAAAAAGGCGGCAUAGUCCGAUUGUUUUAUGCUUGUGCCUUUCUUUUGCCCGUGGGAAAGUCCCUCGUCGCUGGGCUCGGUGGUCUGCCGCCGUGGGAAGAUGGCAGCACCAACGCAACCAACCCCGAGCGGGUGUUCUAUAACGAUCUGCCAGCUGAAGAACAGAAGCUUUGGGUGUCGAAGCUCAAACAUCAUAGCAUCAUCGCCACCAAAACUCCGCUCACCCAGGUCGCGUAUACCAGCAUUCCAGUGACGUACCUCUACUGCGAAGAGGACCAAGCUCUCCCGCUCCCCACGCAGGAGAUGAUGGUGAGGCAGUCAGGUUUGGAGGACGUGCAGGAAUUAAGGUGUGGAGCUGGGCAUUCACCUUUCCUCAGCGAGCCCGAUCUGUUUGUAGAGAGCAUCAUCAUGUCGAUAAAUGCUUGA
Fonsecaea multimorphosa CBS 102226 is the source of this 726-nucleotide messenger RNA. RefSeq lists its product as uncharacterized. NCBI's taxonomy places the organism in Eukaryota, Fungi, Ascomycota, Eurotiomycetes, Chaetothyriales, Herpotrichiellaceae. The transcript has 2 exons. The record is from RefSeq and is a predicted model, not a curated record. Bases 1 to 726 code for a protein of 241 amino acids.